AUGCCCGGGUCUGAAGAAGAAGCGUUUGCUUUUACUCGACGUCGAAGCCUAGAUGCUCCAUACUCAGCGCUGAGUCAAGACCUAGUGAUCUUCUCCACAGAUUUUGCUCUGCUUCCUUGGCUGCUCGUUGCGCCCCUGCCGCGUCUUCUUUGCUCUUCCUCGCCGCUGGAUGCACCUGUUGCAUUUAGCCUCACGUCACUUGUCCGUUCCUUCGCCCUCUGCCUCACGUCACCUUCCCGUUACCUUUCCGAGGCCUCUCAACCUCUCAACCUCUCACCUUCACGUCGGCUUCACGUCGAGUUCGAGGUCAUGGCCAAGGGUUCACGUGGCCACAAGCACAAGGGCAAGGGCAAGGCCCAGGGCAUGGCGGCUUCCAACAGCGCCAUGCCCACCCCACCCCAGGGAGAUCCGGUCCCUCCCAGUUCUGAGACCGAAAGUCCCGGCGAGAUGCCGGUCCCACUGGCCGUCGUGCAACUCAUCAUCCAUCUGGUGAUGAUGAUGUUCACCAUGGCGGCCUUUGCCCAGAUGAUGGCCGUUCUUGUUCCGUGCCAGUACCCUGGUCUGGCUUGUAGCACCGCCUGCUACCACUUCGGCUGCGGUUGCUCUCUGCUCGGUCCUGCCUUGGUUCUGUUUGUCCUGUUCGCUUGGAGUCUACGCCACGGACCCCGGGGCCUCUCCUUCUUCUCCCAGUUUGCUGUUUGGAGCUUUCUGUGGGGUUUGCGGGAUGUCCUGUUCAGCAAUGCCUGGGCAAUGCGGUCUCGCGAAGCACAGGUCAGACCCCUCGGCCAGGCCUCUCUCGGUGCUGGUGAUGGAUCGUCCAGCCCAGGUGAAUACGUCUGGCUGGAUGGCGUAUCUCAGAGUAUUCUUGGAGUCAAUGACCUGGAGCGGGGUCUAUCGAGCUCUCAGAUCACUGUUGAUGUAUACGUCCAUUCUGUGGGCAGCAACAGUGAUAGUCAGGUGCACGUGUGGUCAUUUGUCCGAGCCCGGGCCAGGAUCAACAUAUUCGGCCGAAGCUGGACCAUCGUCACCUCUGCCACCCUCUUCAGUGUUUCCCUGGAGGACCAUCCGGUUGUGGAUUGGAAACGCCUGCGUAUGUACUCCCUCACAAUUCAUGCUUGUUUUGAUUCUUCACACUUGCUACAAUCAAUGGCUGCGGGCAUCAUCACCUCCUUCCACAUCGGAAGACUCAUUCGCCUCUUCUUUCCCCGCCGCAUCCAACGACUCUUCAACCAGGAAUCAUUCCUUCGAAGUGUCUGGCUCCUCGUCUGUGCAGUGGCUGGUCCAAUCUGGUGGAUCCUGAACGAGAGCGUUCCAGGGCUGAGGGACCUGCUUGAGAUUCUGACUCCCAUCAUCACCAACUGGCUCAACCGAGGAUGGCCCCGAAGGUUCUGGCUCGCCAUCAUUCGACAACGCGACGCUUUACCGCACCAUGACUUUAUCAUUCUGCAGAUUACGAUGUUCAUGUGUCUUGCUGUUGGAAUCAUUAGAACAUUGGGCUAUUCAUACUGGGCCUUGCCAUCUUGA
This is a messenger RNA of Penicillium oxalicum, 1524 nucleotides long. RefSeq lists its product as uncharacterized. The coding region runs from base 1 to 1524 and encodes 507 amino acids. NCBI's taxonomy places the organism in Eukaryota, Fungi, Ascomycota, Eurotiomycetes, Eurotiales, Aspergillaceae. The record is from RefSeq and is a predicted model, not a curated record. The transcript has 6 exons.